AUGUUGAGAAAUACUGUACUCAGACAGAAUUGUCGCUUAUCUUUCAAAAGAUUAUUGUCCAGCUCUCAUAAACCAUGGUUGGCCGCCCCCGCAGCUGCGGAUAAGCAGCCAAUAGUUGAUCUUGGUGCAAGUACUUCGACAGCGAACAUUGUUCCUCCAACUGGGGCUGCUAUUCUUAAAGGGGGUUUUGCCAAAGAUACCACUUAUGGUACCAGACCGAUUUAUUUGGAUAUGCAAGCUACCACCCCAACCGAUCCUCGGGUCCUUGAUAAAAUGUUGCAAUUUUAUACUGGGCUAUAUGGGAAUCCUCAUUCCAGCACUCAUGCUUACGGGUGGGAAACCGAGAAAGAAGUGGAAAAGGCCAGAAAAUACGUUGCUGAUGUCAUUGGUGCCGAUCCGAAAGAAAUUGUCUUCACUUCAGGAGCUACCGAAUCCAAUAAUAUGGCAAUUAAGGGAGUGCCUCGUUUUUACAAGUCCACGAAAAAGCACAUCAUCACCGCGCAAACCGAACAUAAAUGUGUGUUGAACUCUGCUAGACAUUUGCAAGAUGAAGGGUUCGAUGUGACUUAUUUGCCAGUUGGGGAAGAUGGGUUGAUUGAUUUGGAACAACUUGAAAAAGCCAUUAGAAAAGAUACAUGUUUGGUGUCGAUCAUGGGUGUGAAUAAUGAAAUCGGGGUGAUCCAACCACUUGAAGAAAUUGGUCGUAUUUGUAAAAAAAAUAAAGUGUUUUUCCAUACCGAUUGUGCCCAAGCUUACGGGAAAAUCCCAUUGGAUGUCAACAAAUUGAACAUUGACAUGAUGAGUAUUUCAUCCCAUAAGAUCUAUGGUCCAAAAGGUUGCGGGGCCCUUUAUAUUAGAAGAAGACCAAGAGUCAGAAUGGAUCCAAUCAUCACCGGUGGUGGACAAGAAAGAGGGCUUAGAUCCGGAACUUUGGCACCACCUUUGGUCGCAGGGUUUGGGGAAGCCGCAAGAUUGUUAAUACAGGAGUAUGAUUUCGAUAAGAAUCACAUUGAAUAUCUUGCUAACAAAUUAAAGACCGGAUUGUUAUCAAUUGAAGAUACCAUUCUUAAUGGUUCUGCAGACCAUAGAUUCAACGGGUGUGUCAACAUUUCCUUUGCGUACAUUGAAGGUGAAUCUCUUUUGAUGGCCCUUAAUGAUAUUGCUUUAAGUUCUGGUUCGGCUUGUACUUCUGCCUCUUUGGAACCUUCUUAUGUGUUGCACGCCUUGGGUGCCGAUGAUGCCUUGGCCCAUUCAUCUAUUAGAUUUGGGAUUGGAAGAUUUACUACCGAAGAAGAAAUCGAUUACGUUAUCAAUGCUAUCCAUAAAAGAGUCAACUUCCUUAGAGAAUUGAGUCCGCUUUGGGAAAUGAAACAGGAAGGUAUUGACUUGAAUUCUAUUGAAUGGUCUGGUCAUUAA
Saccharomycopsis crataegensis is the source of this 1416-nucleotide messenger RNA. RefSeq names its product cysteine desulfurase (gene NFS1). Bases 1 to 1416 code for a protein of 471 amino acids. Gene Ontology annotation, cellular component: mitochondrion; nucleus; cytosol. Gene Ontology annotation, biological process: [2Fe-2S] cluster assembly. Lineage: Eukaryota; Fungi; Ascomycota; Saccharomycetes; Ascoideales; Saccharomycopsidaceae. Gene Ontology annotation, molecular function: cysteine desulfurase activity; pyridoxal phosphate binding. The record is from RefSeq and is a predicted model, not a curated record. The transcript has a single exon.